GUUAUCUCCCUUGGAGUGGCCUAUAAUUCUUUUAUAGUAUUCAAAAUGGCGAAGGAACCUUUGGUGAACAACUUUGAAGUCCCGUCCUGGGCUGGUAAGCCUCCAUCAGGACUCCAUCUCGAUGUUCUCAAAGAAGGAAAAAUGAUUCAGAAAUUAAUGAUUGAUGAGAAAAAAUGCUACUUUUUUGGCCGCAACAAACAGCUGUGUGACUUCUGCAUCGACCAUGCUUCCUGUUCUCGUGUUCAUGCUGCUUUAGUGUGGCACAAACACCUCUCUAGACCUUUCAUCAUGGAUCUUGGCAGCACACAUGGUACUUUUAUUGGUCACAUACGGUUGGAAUCUAAAAAACCCCAGCAAGUUCCUGUCGACAGUGAAAUCCACUUCGGUGCCUCAACUCGUAUAUACAUUAUUAGAGAGCGUCCACAACCUGUUAGUAACCUUAGUGGUCCUGAAGAACUCGAAAAAAGGAAUGAUGACAUUGAGGGUGGACUUUUAGGUCUUCCAGAAUCAGAAACAGAACUCGAUAACUUAACAGAAUUCAAUACAGCUCACAACCGUAGAAUAGCAUCACUUGUAGACAUACCUGACCACUCAGUACCAAAUCCUUUGAAAAGGAAGCGAAAAAGUGGUCAUGUUUUAUUCAGAGAUGAAGAUGAAAUAAUCAAUCCCGAGGAUAUCGACCCAAGUAUUGGUAAAUUCCGGAAUCUUGUGCAGACAACUAUUAUUCCUAGCAAGCGAAACAAAGUUGAAUCCAGCACAGGUUCUUCAAAUAUGGGAGUGGAACCGGUAAAACGCUCAGCUAAUUUUCCAUUCAAUGCUCCCAGUUUGUAUGGUGAUCUUCCUCCAGGUGGCACCAGCGAUGGCCAAAGCGGCAUGGGAAGUUCCUACAGCAUAGCAGCCAAACUUGGCCUACCAAUUCCGAACUUGGCGCCAAGUCUUGAAGAAGAAGAAACAGUGGUGCCAGUAGUGAAAGCAAACCCAGUGGUUAUGAAUCCAGAAGAGGCAGCCAAGGAACCAAAGAAGAAGAAAUAUGCAAAGGAAGCGUGGCCGGGCAAAAAGCCGUUGCCAACAUUGCUUGUGUAGAGACUAUAGUGUGUGCAUGUAUGUACGUAUGGCCUGUAAAAUAUAUGUGUCUGUUUUUGUUCUGUGUGUGUGAGUCUGUGUUGGUCUUAUGGACAACGGACGGACAGACAGACAAACUGACAGGCUACUGCUAUUUUGGCACUGUGAGCUAUGUUGUUGUUGAUGUUGUUGUUGUGGACAGUGCUGUUCCUCUUAAUAUUCCUGCAGUAACUGCACCAGCUCCUACUGCUCCACAAACAGAACUCUGUGUGUGUGUGUGUGUGUGUGUGUGCUAGGCACUAAGUGUAUGUGUGUGUGAGAGAGAUAGAGAGAGAGAGAAAGCGAUAGAGAAUGAAAAAGCUCACUUGGAACUGUUCCCUGAACCACUCUGUAACUGCUGCACCUGUUACUACUGCUACUACUACUACUACUACUACUACUACUUUUACUCUUGCUACUACUACUACUACUACUGUUACUGUUCCUACUAAUAUUACUACUACUACUACUAUUUACCAUUGUCCGUGAGCUUCUCUGAUACAACCAACUGUAUCGAUGAUACCAAUACGUCCACCCCUCCUUCCGACGACUGUUGUCAACAACCUCACCACUACCAUCACCACCACCACCACCACCACUACCAUCAACAUUGACAGUACUUCUACCACAACUGUUAUUAGUUGCAACUACUAUACUGUUUUCACCACCACCACCACCACCACUGCAACUACUAGUACUUAUCCUACUUUUACCAGCACUACCACCAUUCAGAGUUACACUACCUCUGUUAUGUCUACUAAAUCAACCACCACCAUCACCACUACCACUACCACUACUACUACUACUUAUGUAAUCAUAGUUGUUACUACUUUUACUACAUCCACUCCCGUCAACAUCGGUAUCCAUUCUUUCCUAACUCCAUCACCACCACCACCACCACCACCACCACCACCGCCGCCAUCAUCAUCAACACUACCACCAACACUACGACGAUUACAGCUGCUGUUGCUCAGUGUGUGUCAUUACAAGCUGUGUACUACUUUAACCCAUACUGUAAAUUUUGCAUAAAGAAAAAAGAUGUAACUACAGAUUUUUAUACAGUGCUUGUACAUAUGGUUAUUUAUAUACAUGUAUGUGUGUGUGUGUGUGAGUGUGUGUACAUACGGUUCAUGUACAUGUAUGCGUACUUAAGUAUAUGCAUGUGUAUGUGUGUAAGUAUACAUGUGGUUACAGUGAAAUGUAUGUGAUGACAUCAGUGUAUGCCUGAGAACUCGUAAGCAUCUCUAUAUGUGUGUACACUUACAAUAAUAUAGGCGUUGUCACGCAUAUGUAUGUGUUUGUGAAUGCGUGCACGUGUACUUCUAUCUACAUGCGUAUAUGCCUAUGUUCAUAUGUAUGUAUGAGAGAGUACUCAAUAAUCGUAGAGUUUAUAUAAUUUAUUUAUAGUAACAGAUUGAAGCUUCAGUUUCAAAUAAUUGAAUGUGUGUGUGUGUAUGUGUGCACAUAUGCAUCUGUGUGGGUUUGAAGAUAUGUGUGUGUGAACUUUUGAAUGUGCAGUUGUAUGUUUUGGAUAUGUACGUGUAUUGUGAGCUAGGAAGGUUUGUGUAAGAUUGCUUGUGAAAGCAUAUUUGUAGCAGCCAAAAUGUUUGCCUCCGAGAGGAAGAGUGUGUUUUUGUUUUAGUUUUUAUUUUUAUUUUUCAUUUGUACUGAUUUUUGUUUGAGGAGUGAACUGGUCUGCCUGGAGGCAAGACAGACAAGCAAUGGAAGGAAGUUAGGCAAAGAAAGGUUAAAAAAAAAAGAGAGAGAGUGAGACAAGGAGUGGAAUGGAGAGAAGUGCUGAGAAGAGAAAGCGACACUAUACAUCUGAAUGUAUAAAUAGACAACUACAAACCUGUCUCAAGUCAUGCUCAUAUUUAUAUG
Molecule: messenger RNA, 2982 nt
Organism: Octopus sinensis (East Asian common octopus)
Lineage: Eukaryota; Metazoa; Mollusca; Cephalopoda; Octopoda; Octopodidae
Product: nuclear inhibitor of protein phosphatase 1
Exons: 7
Coding region: 46-1083 (345 amino acids)
Cellular component (GO): nuclear speck
Molecular function (GO): protein binding; protein serine/threonine phosphatase inhibitor activity; mRNA binding
Source: RefSeq, a predicted model, not a curated record